GGGACAAAUUAAAAAAUUGACAUCAUCCCUAUUUCCUGCUAAAGAUAUAUCUGAAAAUUAGCUUAAAAGCUUAUUUACUUCCCUACUUUAUUUUGCUUUUUUUGAUAAUGGUCGGUUCCUAGUUUCCCCUAGACAUUUUAAAUGAACCCUCUCAUUUGAAGAUAUAUAGGAUAAAAGAACUAGCCGGGAGAAUAGGGUUCUACGAGGCCCUUGAGAGCAUUCUGAGCGGGUCGGCCGGCAGCGCUCUGCCCUAUCAUUUCAUACAAAUUGUUUUAUAUUUCACUUAAGAACAUAAGUUUUAGGUUAUAGUGAACUUCGAGAGUUUUGUUUACUUUCCUCUCUGUUGUUUAUUGUAGACUAUUUUGAAAUAGUUGGUUGAGAUAUAGUUACAAAAACUUUGAUAUCUGGAAAUUCUCUCUUCUGGAUUCUUUGUCUCGAGAUCUAAGUAUUGAGAAAGGAUUUUAUUUGAUUUUAAGAAUUUUUAGGAUUCCCUUCAGAAACAGUAAAAAUGGAAUUCUAUUAUCUAAUGAGGCACCGCUGUCUGUCACCAUGCUAUACCUGAUGAACCGUGAUAGCUGGACAGUUGAUUUUUCUAGCGAUAGGUACAUACUGUAGGUCCGAAAAACCGGACAUGUGCAUGUCCAGUCAGACUUGCACACUGACAACGUAAAUAUAGACAAGUAUUAUUAAAAGUGACGACAAUAUCCAAUAGCCGUAUUUAACAACGUUUUGCGUUAUUUUCGUUCCCAUAAAUCCACAACGCCCAUAUUUUUAAUUGCAAUUAGUAGAAAGAUUAUACAAAAAUAGCUCGUAUUAAUAUAAUGUUACUACCACGCACGUGCCAAUUUUACAUUGAAUUUGUUGGAAAUAUAUUCUAAUUGCGUCUAUUUGUUGUAAAUAUGAGAAGGGUGAUUCUCAGAGUGCAUAAUCCGUCCUCGCCCACGCAGAAUUCUGUACAGCGUAUGAAAUGCACAGCUCGUAGGCGAGCAGAUCAUAACAAGGGUCUAUUUCUGUACUUUACUGGAUAACCCUCCUUUUAGAGUUAACACGUAGGUAGAACCUUUCCUUUGUGGCACUUAUUAAUUAUUAAUUAAAAUAUUGUUCAAAUCCAAGAAUUGUACCUAUCGUAUUAACUUAUCAAUAAAAAAAUUUAGUAAUAAGUGCGAUUUAGACUUGUGACGUUGAGGGUUUCGUUUCGUACUAAUAAGCUAAGGAUAAAGGGGCUUGAGAAAAUUAUAACCUGAUCUACCUAAUAUGUUGCCUAAUCUGGAUUUAAAAUUUUAUAUUUUGUUACAGCGGCAACAAUAAUUCGUCAUUUGUGAAAAUUUCAACUGUAUUACUAUAACGGUUUAUGAGAUACAGCCUAGUGACAGACGAACAAUAGAGGCAGAGCACGAGUGGCAAGCAUACAGCGGAGCCAUAGUAACAUGGUUCCGUUUUUACUCUUUUGGGUACAACCCUAAAAAAACUAUUUUUGAAGAUGUUAGGAUUAAGAAUUAACUUGAUAAAUAGUUUGUUAAAUAAUACCUAAGAAAAUGAUAGUAGUCUUCCAGAUGUACUGGUUUUAGAGUUAGAAAAGUCACAUUAACUUGUUAAGAGCGUAGGAAGUCUCUCACGGUCACGGUGUUCCCUGAUAAAAAUGACAAUAUAAAUACCGCAUAAUGUAAUGAGGACCAGUUAACGAACAAAUUGAUAUUACAGGGUCCGCUCUCGUAACAUAAUUAUUAUUUUAAUCUAUGAUAUACGUCCGGGCGGGACGGGGACGUGCUUGUCGCUUAAUUGUACGGAUUAUCGCAAAUCUGGCGUCCGCGACACGCGCGAUUGAUGUCGUCUCUGCAUUUACCUACCCAUUACUCCCCAACCCGGGAGCUACCGCUACGAAAGCCACUUACUUGUACCUGUACUUGUUUUACCCCUAACCUUGAACUAAUUUUGUAACUUGUUAUUUGUUGGCUUGUUAGAUAUCGGCUUCGUGAAAUAGGGUAAAGGAUAUAUAAGUAUCUACAGUAAGAAGUAUUGAACAACACGCUUGACUUGUGAUGUUUGUCAGGAUUUUUGAGGAGUUGUUAGGAUUAUUAAGUAAGUAUACCUACUUAUAGCUUUAAAAAAACAGAUUCGUACUUGCUUGCACUAAAUUCAAGCCGCAAGACAUCCACAUUCUUAAGUACACCUGUUAAUAGUAAAUGUCUGAAUUUUAUGACAAAUUGAAUAGUCUACAUUGUUAAUCCACUUCAGCCUCUUUUUUUACUUUCUGUUUAUCCUUUUGAUGUUUCAUAGGUUAUACAGGCAAAUUACUAUCAUUAACUUAGGUAUGUUCAGUUUCGACCUCUCAAUAUCUCGACCUUCAUCAGAUUCUCUAACACCUCCGAAAUAAACAUCAUACAUUGACGCAAUAAGGCUCGAUAUCAAAUGUUAAAAUUGUAUCUUAAGCACAGAGCUAAACGUAAGAACUUCUGAAGGUCCUCUUUUUAUAAAUAUUCCACUAAUCUUGAGCGUCACCGCCGAGUCGGGGAAAAGCUACAACGAUGUGAGUAGCUUACAGUAUACAGAAUACAAAGUGUACGAGAGGAGAGAUUACUGGCCACGGUGCCCCUAAAAAUUGGUUCCCUGGGCAGUCGACCCCCUUACCCUCCACCGCGUCGACUCUGCAUGUAGGUAAUUAAAAUCCGCGCUGAUCAAAGUCUCGUUUGGAUUACGAAUACCGUUACUGAAAAUCUCUUUGCAAGUUCAUUCAUAGAUACCUUAAUUAGGGUAUCUAUCUAACUUCAUUAAUUCAAAUAUUUUUUCUAUAACAUAAUCAUUUCACUGAUCUAUUUAUUAUAAACAUCGGAAAAAGAAGUUGUGAAAGUAAACUAAUCUUAUAUCCCGAGACCAUAAAAUACGAUUAUACAGGUUAAUUUGUUAUUUACAGGGUUACUUUUCAACUAUCAGAAAGUAAAGGUUUGUGUUAUUGGUAAGUGUGACAAAACAUUUUUUCAAUUUCGUGUCAAUAAGUUGCCGUUCCGUCGUAUUCUACAAGUUGCCUCUAGAAACAUGCAGCGAUACACAGCAGGUAAAUAAAGUCACAUGAUUAAAUCAUUCUAAUCUGUUAAAUAUUUAUUAUGGCAACAGAUAAGCUGAAGAUACCUAGUGGUCAAUGUGACAAAUGUGAUAACACUUAUGUACCUCUGCCAGUAUUAAGUGGUGACCUAGAGAUAAGUAAACACGUUAUACAUUGGUAUAGGUCAUUACAUAUAAUAUCGCUGUGCCCUGACAGGGUCGUGAUAUAAAUCAGAUAGGUAUCAGAGAUAAGAGAGUCACUAAUAUUAUAUAAUAAGGACGUUACCUUGGCUUAUGUUACUACGUCCCUAUCUGACAGGUCAAAGAACAAGUAUUUGAUACAGAAGUGCCCGAGUUUUGUUCGUUUACAAUUGUUUGCAGAUGGGAGUCACUUUCGACAAAAACGUGAGCCCAGUUCAUAAGAAAUAAGAAUGAUUCUGUGUUACAAUACGUAUUUCUUAUCAUUAUUGAAAUUAAAACAUCUUAGUAUUAAAGCGCUUGUCAAUAAUGACCCGCCAGACACUAAUUGAAUAUUUCAGAAGCUCCAUUAAUAAACUCGCCUGAAAGCCUAAGUGGGUAGCCAGAGAGAUUUAAGUUUUUAUUGAAGUAUAGACGAACAGUAAUUUUAUUGGGCAUUACAAAAACUAAAGAAUAAUUAAUUGCACGGUGUCAAAAUAUGUGGGUACGUGAUGUUAAACCUAUUGGAGUCGAUUUUAUGUUAAGCCUCAAUAACGAUUGACUUCAUAGUUUCUUAUGAAUCGUUACGCUUUCUCAUAUUAAUGCUGUGUACUGUGGGUGUCUUGGUUCGGUUAUUGAAACAUGAACUAACUGCUACUAAAGGGUUUUACGUUUACAGGACAAUUACUUUCUACGCAAUAGCAUUAUCAGAACUGGCAUAAAAAGAGAAACAAGGAACUGAACUUCAAGCAGCCCUUAUUUGAAGUUCUAAGGUAAAAAAUAACUUUAUGUGUAACCCUUUGUUUCGUUCGAGUCAUGCUGCCGCGCUGGGGGCACUCACACAAAUGCUGGCUUAGAAUGACAUGACAACUGCCAUCCUGACUGAUGAAGGCAGCUUCAGAAAGACUAUGAAAAAAGGUUCAUCUUUGUGCGUACCUAAGUGAGUGAGGAUGCUGCAAAGUGAAGGACCCGUGAUAUUGGUGAGCGGAUGCGGGGCGGGGUUGUCGAAACGGGGGCGAAGGUGCGGCGCGCGGAGGGCGGCUACCAUCCGCGCAGGGCGGGCGGGAGGCACGUAACAAGUGAAGCGCGCCCGGGAGCAACAGUCUGCCGCAGCCCGGCCACGCGGGCCCACAGUCCGCCGCUCGUGCCGUGUCCCGGAGCGCGCACCCCGCGUACAAAGGGAACCCGUGAUCUGCCCUCAGGGUACAUUUUACUCACCAAGGAAUCUGUGCAGUGCUUGGAGUGUUGAACCAAUAGUUGGAAAAUGUCAUGCUUUGGUGCCAGCGUGCUAAUCCCCGACUAACAAAGGAAACAGUGAUUUUGUGGUGAUUAGUGUCGUGAGAUGAUGUGUGUGAAGUGAAGUGAUAAAAGUAAAAUUAUCCGUCAUCAUGCUGCCGACUAAUGUUAUGUCGUUUAUGAAAAAGAUGGUGGCAACGGAGGACACAGCAAGCACGGUGCCCGGACACAUCGAAUCGCCGGGGACCUUCGGCAAGCUGCGACAAACGCUGUCCUCCUCACUGCUUACCGCCCAAGACAAAGUUGUUUCAGUAACUAAGCUGGGCCCGCGGCAGAGUGCCGCAGAGCCGGUCGCUGAGCCCACGCCGGCGCCGCCGCCCGCGCAGCCGCCGCCAGCACCUACACCAGCUAAGACUGAACGCGAGGCUGGUAAAGCUCCGUCCCGCGCCGGUGCUUGCCGGGUGUGCCUGAAGGCGCUGAAGCCGGGCGAGCCGUACCACACCUGCACCGGCUGCCAGCACCGCGUCUGCGAGGACUGCUCCUCAUACUCCAAGCCCACCACCGAUGAGGACGCUAACUUAUGGCGGUGUUCGGUGUGCCGGCGCAAGGCGCAGCCACGUCUGCCGCCCGCGGCGCAAGACAGUACGGACUCACUGCUGGAGGUGCCGGUGCUCGAGGCCCUGCAGCGGCGCCACUCAGAAGCCCGCCUCGGCAGCGGCGGCAGCAGCGCCGGCCUCGCACCGCCGCGGUCGCCUGAGCUCAGGCGACACUCCGAUGUCUCACCAGCAUCGCUCAAGGAACUAGAGAAGGUAAUGGUUAUCGGUGAACUCGGCAAACUUUUAUGUGCUUUUGUAACGAAAGUAAUAACUUUUUUAAAGGGCGGCGGCAGCACGACGCCUACGGUGGAGUCGCGGCGACCGAGCACGGUGACGCCCGCGCGCCGCCGCUCCGUGCGCGCGCCGCGCCAGCGCUCCUGCGACGAGGACCAGCCGCACUCGCCCGCGCACCAGCCCGCACUGCAGGCGCCGCCAGCUAUGUCCAGAAGAUCAUCAGCAGUGGAUGUAAUAGCCGGUGCAAGUUCUCGGCGUGGCUCGUACCGCACUGACGAGCCUAGCUCAGCUCCACAAAUCGCUCCUGGCCUUAGCGUCGAUGAGGACCGACCAAUAAGACGACGAGGCAGCCAACUGCCAGACAUAGCAGCUCUGCAACAAAAGACAGGUGCACUUAACGCGAUGGCAGCUCUAGCUUCUCGGAGCUCUGACGCGUCAGAAGCCUCAAUAGCGUCAGUGUCCGCAGCCACCGCGGCCGCCAUAUCUGCCGCGGCGCGCCAAAUGUCCGUGGACGCGGAAGCCAUCAAAAUUGUUAUUCAUGAUGUUGAUGACCGCACGCCGCGCCGUGUCUCACUGCGCCGCGAUCCGAACGAUAAAGGACAUCGCUCUCGUGGUUUCGGCAUGCGCGUGGUCGGCGGGAAACCGGACGCGAGCGGGCGCCGCGAGGCCGUCAUCGUGUGGACCGUGCCGGGCGGACCCGCCGACCUCGCCGGCCUGCAACAAGGCGACAAGGUGUUGGAAUGGGGUGGAGUUCCUCUCACGGAGCGCAGCUUCGAGGAAGUGUGCGCGGUGUUGGAGCGCGGCGGCGACAGCGUCGAGCUGCUGGUGGAGCCCGCGCCGCAGAUGGACGACACGCCGGCGCAGGCCAACCAGCCCUCCAUGCACCAUCACGCGUUAUACGAACCGGAUACCGACAAAUCACCAUCGUCGCCGACUCGACGGAAAUUGCCGAAAACCCCGGAGCAAGACCGUGCGGAGCGCGCCCGCGAGCGCCCGCCAGCGCGUGCGCAACUGCAAGUGUGGUUUGAGUGCGACCUGCGCAAGCUGGUGGUGGUGCUCAUAGCUGCCGAUGACUUGCCGCCCAGAGACCACACCCUGGGCUAUGGUGACGAACCUGAAGCAUUCGCCAGAAUACGUCUCCUGCCGUCGCUCGAGAGCUGCCCACCAGUCGAGACAGACCCAGCCUCUGCGUCAUGCAGCCCCGUAUGGAACGCCACGUUAAGCUUCGGUGGACUCACCGCCGACCUUUUGGCAGGCCGAGCAUUGGAGCUCACUCUCUGGGAUGCCUGCCCUGGCAUCGACCCAGUUUUGAUUGGAGAAUGCACUAUGGAAAUCGAAAAGGCCUUUGCUGAGGAGCGUGCAGUGUGGUGGACGUUGGAGGAGCGCGGGCCGCGGUCUGCCAACGCCUCGCCGCGAGGCUCGCUCACUGGUGCGCGCGCUUUACGCCGAGGAGACUUCGCCUCCCAGCGUUCGGUGUCAGAUGAUGUGGAUUCCAUUGGAGAAUGUGCAUCACUACUACAUCCUGACCACGCCUGGGUAGGAGGUUCUCGGCGAGGCUCUUCGCAGUCAGAAACUCUGGAGGUCGAAGUGUAUCAGCUCGGAAAAGAUUUCUCUCGAUCAUUACCUGGUUCUCGUCGUUCCUCAUUCCAACAGCAAGAAAAGGAAGGUGGGGCAGGCGACGUGUCGCCCGCCAUGAGCGCGCGCCGCAACGAGCGCCGCCGCUCGUCGUGCGUACGACGCGAUCCGGACGACAUCUUACGCUCGCUGCGAGCUGUCAAGGGAGAACUCGGCCGUACUCUGUCGCUGUCCGGCUCCACGGCCAGGCGCACAGCCACGGGGCGCAAGGGCAGCAUGUGGGCAGCGGUGCCGGCGGCGGCCGCAUGCGACGCGCUGGCCGACGACGAGGACGCCGUGCCGCUGGGGCCCGGCCAGCUGCCGCCACGGAACGCGCACCUGCCACCGCUCCACGCAGAGAUCAAUAUCAGCAUCAUCAUGAUCAAGGGACAACUGGAACUUGAGGUAUCGCAUGCUCGUCGUGUGUACGGCGUGAACGGAGAAGUGCCGGACUCGUAUGUCAAGUGCUACCUGCGCGAUGGGGAUAAGUGGCUGCAUAAGCGCAAAACUCGCGUGAUCAGGCGAACCACUGAGCCGCACUUUAAACAAACGCUCAAGUAUCAGGUACAAGCAAGCGAAGCGCUUGGACGCACCUUGGUGGUGAUGUUGUGGCAGCGUUGCGGCGGGUUCGAGCACAACCUGGCCCUGGGCGGCGCGGAGAUCUGCCUGGACAAGCUGACACUGCCGCAGCGCACAUACGGCUGGUACCCGCUGUUCCCCGCCACCUCCUUCGCCAACGACGAGUCGCCUGACUGAUCCAGGGAGCCGUCGCCGGAGCGCCGCGAUGACUAUUAGCGCACCACGACGGCUACACAUGUCCCCAACGAUGAUGCUCCUAUUUAUUUUUGCUGUGCAUAUAAACGCCCACAAUGCUGUGAAACGCUCGAACUUAUUGUGUUGUUAUUUGAAUGUGAUUGUAAAUAAUGAUUGGAAUUACCAGGCAUGGGUAAAGUCCACAUACAUAUAUAAAUAUACAUGUAAAUCCUGCAAAAGAUAUCAAUAUGAAGGAGCAUAUCAUUGCACUCGGGGUAUAAUAAAAUACAUUUUAAUUUAACAUGAAUCAUGCCUCUAAGGCUAGCCCCAGUAGGACGUCACACCAUUUAGACUGUAGUUCAAUAAAAAGGAGCUUAUUGUAGAGAAGUGCUUCAAUUUUUUAUGAGUGUACGUUAUGUCCAAACUUGUAAGAGCCUAAUUACUUAUUAUAUCCUCAAUAUGGUUAUUAUUAUUAAAUCAAGAAUUCUGUCGUCUUAAAAUGAGUUUAAAUUAUGUGCUUACAUUUUAUAAACAAAAACUAAAUACAAAUAAUAUAUUAUUAGCAACGUUAUGUUCUAUGUAUAAUAAUUAAUCAUAAUUAUAUGUGUGUCACAAUUUAAUUCAAUAAAUCUCAAAGUAUGUAGCAUUAUAAGCAAAAGUAGAAAAAUUCAUGUGAAGUACAAUAGUCUCAAAUAGAUGUAAGAUACACUCUUCAAUGUGUAUGUAUAUCAAUAACUUCGUGACUUCGACUUUAUAAAACUUUCUUAGGAAAAUUAUUUUUUCACAAAUGAACUUUCUAAAUAAAUGUUCUAGGUGAAACUUAAAACUUUCCAACUGUUAUACUCCGCAUAAUGUGUAUUUCUCGGCACCUAUUUCAUUAUUAGGACCAUCUUUAUCUGUCGGUUAUAAACUUAUCAUCUAAAUGAACCCCACUUCACUUUGCCUUAUAUGAUUAAAACAUUUCUAUCGUUACUCUAGUGUGUAAGCGCGUCUAGAUACUAUUCUUCCAAGGUUGUGCUUUAGUGAAUUUUCCAAUGUACCUAUACACCUACUUCGUUUACAAAUCAUCUCUUUAUCAAUGUGAUAAAAUAUUAUUUUGUUGUGUCGAAAUCUAACUCUUCGUCUUAACUGUACAUAGUUAUUGUAAACUCAUUCCCAAUUUCCUACGCACAACAUUUUCGUGAUAGUCUAGUUAAUCUUUAUAAUACUUAGAAUGAUCGAAAUGUGGGUACACAUCUCUGACUUUUAAUACUAUUUUUUAAUAUCCUGAAAUAGUCGGCAUUCUCACGAGUUUAGCAUUCAUGUUAUAGAUGUAGUCCGGGCAUUCCUGCAUCACGGAAUAAAUGUGGUUUAUUAAGUUAAUUAAGUAACGAGUGUAGAAAAAGAGCCUCACAGCUAUCUGGUAGAUGCAGAAUCUACUGAGUACACCGGCGCGAUCCUAACGACUGCGUCGUGAGCAUACUCCGCACUUUAUACAGUCCACUCGUUUAGUUACAAAUAAUAAGCAACUUCUUUAAGUAGAUAAAUAAAUAAUCGUGAAAUAAAUGAUAUUUUUGAUCAUCGGUGUUAGAAACAAACUACAUAUCUCGUGAUUGGUAUUUAAUAUAUUGUAUUUUGACGAUAUCUGUGUUCUUCCAGUGCUAUCAUAGCUUAGAAGCUCAUCUGACAAUAUUUAACUUGCUUACUGACGGGCUGUUACGUUCACGGGAAUGGCAAGCGGGCGGUGUCGCAACACUCGUGCCCGCUCGGCUGCGCGCACGCAGCGACACCGCCCCCUCUAACGAUACGAUUGCUCGGACAAGACUAUGGUGCGUCGUUUUUAUUUAUUCUAUUGUGGUUGUAUAUUUCCCAAGAGAGAGAAGUAUUUACUAGAAAUAUUCACUUAUUAGUAUAACUAAAUAUUUAAAUACUCAAAUUAUUUAAAAUGCCUAAAUAUAU
Trichoplusia ni (cabbage looper) is the source of this 9587-nucleotide messenger RNA. It is a transcript of the gene Fife, whose product is annotated as regulating synaptic membrane exocytosis protein 1. Bases 4605 to 7652 code for a protein of 1015 amino acids. The transcript is spliced from 21 exons. Gene Ontology annotation, molecular function: transmembrane transporter binding; small GTPase binding. The record is from RefSeq and is a predicted model, not a curated record. Gene Ontology annotation, cellular component: presynaptic membrane; cytoskeleton of presynaptic active zone. Gene Ontology annotation, biological process: regulation of membrane potential; calcium ion-regulated exocytosis of neurotransmitter; positive regulation of synaptic transmission. NCBI's taxonomy places the organism in Eukaryota, Metazoa, Arthropoda, Insecta, Lepidoptera, Noctuidae.